AUGUCAGAGGAGCAGGAAAAUAGUGGUGUGUUGAAGUAUCUUGUGGAAUCUUGUGGGGAGCUUCUUCUUGUUUGUAGGCUUUAUAACACCAAAGCAGAGGCUAUUCUUGAAACACAUGAUUUCAAAGUAUAUUCAUUGGAUUUUAGCCUGAUGUCCUGGAAGAGGGUACAUGAUUUGGGGGAUAAAAUCUUAUUUAUAGGCAAAUGUUGUUUGCGAUCUGUUUCUUCGAUGGAACUUGGUGUUGCGAUGAGGAAUCGUAUCUAUUUCUCUAAUGAUCAUGCUGCUCCAUGGUGGAACGAAUGGGAUUCCAACCAUCUUUAUGGAAUUUCAGCUAGGCUUAAUCUGAACAAUGCUGGAAGAAAGGAUUGGGGCGUGUUCAGCCUUGGGAAUGGAACUCAUGAGGCUUUUUGCUUUCGUGGCAAUCGAGACAGAUGGGGACCGAUUUGGUUAACUUGCCCCCAAUGGUGGUGCUGUAGGAAAUUGGCUGUUAAUGGAUAUAGCUAG
Molecule: messenger RNA, 504 nt
Organism: Prunus armeniaca (apricot)
Lineage: Eukaryota; Viridiplantae; Streptophyta; Magnoliopsida; Rosales; Rosaceae
Source: the annotation of a GenBank genome assembly